This is a messenger RNA of Gigantopelta aegis, 685 nucleotides long. RefSeq lists its product as uncharacterized. NCBI's taxonomy places the organism in Eukaryota, Metazoa, Mollusca, Gastropoda, Neomphalida, Peltospiridae. The coding region runs from base 58 to 531 and encodes 157 amino acids. The transcript is spliced from 5 exons. The record is from RefSeq and is a predicted model, not a curated record.
CUCCCGUAUCCACAGCACAACUUGUCUCACUGGCUUGAAGUUGGUUUAAUCUUCUCAAUGAUGUGGUCUCUCGCCCUAAUUUGCAUAAUUAGUCCACUUCUGGUAAUAGGAACACCAGUUAAGUCAGGAAAAAGCACGAGAAAUGCUGUUUCAGUUUCUCACUGCAUUACCAACCUGGGCACCUUCGCUCACGGCGCUACAUUUCCUUCUCGAAACAAUCGCUGUCUUGUCUUCAGGUGUGAAUUUGGAUACGCCAGAGUAAUCCAAGAAGGAUGUGAGCAAGACGGCGAAUGUCACGACACGGGGACAGUAUGGACGUCACGUGACUGUCACACAAAUACGUGCAUAAGGCUGGGAACAGAAGAAAACCCAGCCUUUUUAAGAAGACGAGUGGUGACCGGAUGCCAGGAUGUGUACAAGCAGUGCCGUAAACCAGGCGAAGUGUUCUCCUUACAACAGCGUGGACGUUUACAUCGGCACUGCUACUGCAGGACCAACCACGAUGUCAUCAACUAUUACUGCCUUGACUAGAAACCAAUGUUUUCAAUACUCGCCUGUUCCUUAAUUAAAUAUUAAUAACAUAUUUCACGAAUAACACGAAACCACAAUUUUUAUUCCUAAUAUAUGAUAUUCACGAUACCGAAAAACACUCUGGUAAUAACACACACACACAUACACACACGCA